AUAAAAUAAUUGGCAAACUGGCCAGAAUGCAAUGAUUGGCCCACGCUAAAACGUCGUCGUAACGACGCUCCCAUCAUCAAUCAAAAACGGCAUCGUUUCUGGUGGCUCACACACUUGUCUCCAUCGUUUCUCUCUUUAUUUACCACCCCCACCACCAAAGCCUUUCAUCUCUCUCCGGUUGACCCGAUAAAGUUCUCCACCAGAGACGCACGGAUCUCUCUCUCUCUUCGUAGAUCUGCUCGUAUUACGUCAUCUGAGAUCGGAACCUCUCGUUCUCAGAUCCAUUCGAUUUUCUCCCUUCCCCGCCUAUGCUGUAUCCCCAGAUCUGUAAUUACAAUGGCGGAGACUCUCAAAGAAGACUCAAUCACGAUUCGGGAGGUCUGGAACGACAACCUCCUCGAGGAGUUCGCGUUAAUCCGUGAGAUCGUCGACAAAUUCACCUACGUGGCGAUGGACACCGAGUUCCCCGGCGUGGUCCUCAAGCCCGUCGAGACCUUCAAGCACAACAACGACCUCAACUACCGCACCCUCAAGGAGAACGUCGACCUCCUCAAGCUCAUCCAAGUCGGCCUCACCUUCUCCGACGAGGACGGCAACCUCCCCACCUGCGGCGCCGACGACAAGUUCUGCGUCUGGCAGUUCAACUUCCGCGAGUUCAACAUCGGCGAAGACAUCUACGCGAGCGAGUCCAUCGAGCUUCUCCGCCAGUGCGGGAUCGAUUUCAAGAAGAACCUCGAGAGAGGGAUCGACGUGGCUCGCUUCGGGGAGCUCAUGAUGUCCUCCGGGAUCGUGCUCAACGAUUCCAUCUCGUGGGUUACUUUCCAUGGAGGUUAUGAUUUUGGUUAUUUGGUGAAGCUGCUGACGUGUAAGGAGCUGCCGAUCAAGCAGGCGGAUUUCUUCAAGCUCUUGUAUGUCUACUUCCCCACGGUGUACGAUAUCAAGCACUUGAUGACGUUCUGCAACGGGCUGUUUGGUGGGUUGAACAGGCUCGCGGAGCUUAUGGGGGUGGAGAGAGUUGGGGUUUGUCAUCAGGCCGGGUCGGAUAGCUUGCUUACGUUGGGGUCGUUUAGGAAGCUUAAGGAGCGGUAUUUCCCUGGUUCGACUGAGAGAUACUCUGGUGUGCUGUAUGGUCUAGGUGUGGAAGAUGGUGGUGGUACUAAUGUUGCUAAUUAAGAGAGAGAAAUAAUAAGGUUAAUUAUUGAGGGAAGUUGAUUAUUAGGUUUUAGGAUUUGUGAGUGUGAAGAGACCAAUUAGAACUUGUCUAUGUGUAAAUUGGCAAAAUUGGUUUUUAGUAAGUGAAUGUUGUGUCUUUGUUGUUCUUCUUUCAUGAAAACCCCUUUGAUCAAAUGAAUGUAUAAUCAAUUCAGCUACCCUUUUUAUUAAUAAAUAAUCUCCAAAUUAUAAUUUUUA
This is a messenger RNA of Brassica napus (rape), 1410 nucleotides long. RefSeq names its product probable CCR4-associated factor 1 homolog 10. The record is from RefSeq and is a predicted model, not a curated record. Bases 337 to 1173 code for a protein of 278 amino acids. The transcript is spliced from 2 exons. Gene Ontology annotation, cellular component: P-body; CCR4-NOT complex; CCR4-NOT core complex. Gene Ontology annotation, molecular function: nucleic acid binding; poly(A)-specific ribonuclease activity. Lineage: Eukaryota; Viridiplantae; Streptophyta; Magnoliopsida; Brassicales; Brassicaceae.